AUGAAUCGUAAUAAUCAAAAACUUUUAGACCUUCUUCGAGAGAAUCAAAAUGAUCAUCAGAAGCUUCAACAACUAUUGAAUGAUGGAAUCUCGAUUGAUAAGGAAACAAAAAAAGUAUCGAAAAAAAGUCUAGAUAUUACUGACAAUAUCAUAAAAGAACCAGAUUGGAAUUAUAAAAAAUUCAGCCAUCUUGUUGUGCCCCGAACUAAUGUUGUGUCGAUGGUAUUGGGACCUACAAGUGUUUAUAAUGAUAAAAUGAUCAUGGAAAAUCAAAAUAUCACUAGCAAUCACGUACAGAAUGAUAUUACUGGAUAUGGUGAGGUUGAUUAUUUGGAUAAUUCCAAUGAUGAUUGUACAUUUAGUCCAAAUAGCAGAAGCUUCUCUUUAUCCCAUGAAAUUAUUGAUAAUACCCAAGAACCAUCGGAUCCAUUAAACCAGAGAAAUAUGCCACUUUCAAAUAUUAAACAGAAAUUAACACCUGAACAAAUAUCAGAACUAGAAGGGUUUAGAGACAAAUACGGCUAUCAUUCUUUCAAACUUUUCUACUUCAAGCCCUUGAAACUUCAAAGCAAUCCGAAGAGUUUUUCUAUCAUCAGGACCAGUGUGUCAUUAUUUUUUAAAUAUAUGUAUUCGUCAUCGUUUCUUUUCAUCCACAGAGAAACAUUCCUUUAUUUCUUUCUUAAUAACGAAGAAAAUUGCGAUUUUGUUUCACUGGAAUUGAUAUACGCCAUAAGCGCUCUUGGGGCUAAAAUAUCUACGGAGGAAAAUAUUCGGAUGAAAGCAGACGAAUUUUAUAGCAUUUCGAAAACUAAAGUGCUUGAAAUCGCCAAUGGAGAACAUUUCAUAACCGAAAGCUCGAUCACCAAGCUUCAAACUCUUUUGUGUUUAGCAUUUUAUGACCUAGGAAGAGGAGAGCUCACCAGUAGCUGGCUUCUUUCUGGGCUUGCCUUCAGAGUUGGGUUUGAUUUUGGAUUUGAAUUAGAUCCCAAAGAUUGGAAUGUGUCUUUUAAUAAGGCCCCUAAAGCUAGGUCCACAAGCACUAGUGCUACUUAUUCAUUAUCUGGUCCCUCGUCCUCUACAUCCUCAAAUGUUUCUGUUAAUCAAGCAAGAGAGAAUCUUUACCAAAGUUAUCCGUUUGAUAUUUGUCAAGUUCGACUGAGAAUUUAUUGGGGAUCCUAUGUAGCAGAUAGAUUCAUUUGUCUAGUUACAGGCCGUUCGUCUACGUUAAAAUUAGGAGAUGUUACGAUUCCAAACACUCAAGAUAUCGGAGAUCUUACAGGAAUUGAGGAUUUCAUUUAUUAUGAUGUUACAUCCUCAAAACAGUAUGCCUGCCGUGCUUUCCACUGCUUGAAAGCAGUAGUAGAGCUCUUGAAUUUGUCAGAAGAUAUCUCAAUGAAAGUCUUUGGUCCAAGUAUUGCGCCAGGGACAAAUAGAUUUGACUUAACAACCGAAUUCAAUUUGAAAUUACUUCAAUGGAAACAGAAUCUUGGAACAGAACUAUUUUGGAAUAAAAGUAUUUUGAAAAGAACAGCCCAUAAUGAACUUUAUAUGGGGCCUAGAUAUACUUUUUUUAUAAUUAUUCUAAGUAUCAACCGACCUUUUGUGUCGAUGAUUGCCUUAACUGCGUCAAAAAACCCUACAUUUGUGAACUCUACCCCUGUGAAAAUAUGUGACGAUAUCAUUGACGAUAUGGAGAUUGUAAUCAAGGCUUUGAAAGUUCACGAAACUACCUACAAAGUGUUCAAACCCCACAUUUUAGCAGUAUACUCUACUAUUUUAACUAUCAGUAUAUUGUUGUGGAAAUUCAAAAUUGCAAAAGAUGUGUCACAGAAAAAUGCUAUUAUUGAGAAAGUUGAGUUAUUCUUUGACUUCCUACAAAAAUGCAGCUCAAUCUGGACCCUAGCGGUGAAUCCGGUAUCAGUAUUCCAUAAGAAGAUUGAAACAUUAUAUUUUGAUGGAAUGAACGAUCUUAACUUUUUUAAUGAAGUUCAGCCCCCAAAACUCAAUUCUAUUUUGAGUGAGAGGAUAACUGAGAACAAAAACAACGAAACUUUCACUAGCAUCAAAGAUCCUAACGGGGAAUAUGAAAAUGAUAGUAACUUAAAUAACAGCUAUAUACACACCUCAAAAAAUAUUUAUAAGCAACAAACGAUAGCGGAAAGAGAAUUAAAUUUGAAGGACAAUAAAUCUUAUGGCCUCGAAGAAGUACUGUGCAUAGAUGAUUUGUUUCAAUCCUUCUUGGCAGAACCAUCCAGCCAACAGUUUCUCACUAGACUCGAUCUAGCAGAUGCAAUGUGGGACGAAACACUAUUUUCCAAAGGUUUUAAUUGGUGA
Debaryomyces fabryi is the source of this 2334-nucleotide messenger RNA. Its product is annotated as fungal specific transcription factor domain-containing protein. The transcript has a single exon. Gene Ontology annotation, biological process: DNA-templated transcription. The coding region runs from base 1 to 2334 and encodes 777 amino acids. Gene Ontology annotation, molecular function: DNA binding; zinc ion binding. Lineage: Eukaryota; Fungi; Ascomycota; Pichiomycetes; Serinales; Debaryomycetaceae. The record is from RefSeq and is a predicted model, not a curated record.